UACAUAAGACUGUAUAUCUCUAAAGUAUUAGAGAGUAAGAGUCUAAAAUAUUGGACUAUGCUACAUAAGACUGUACACUACAUAAGUUACUACACGAGACACAUUUGUUGAGAAAAGUCCUAUUCGGUCUUUAAUAUUAUUUAAAUUUUAGUAGUGAAAAAUGAUGAUCAACCGUAAACAACUAAUUCGAACUUAUCAAAGGAAAACUGCGAAGAAAACUUUUAUAAAUGUUUCAUUAGCACCACCUGUCAUAUCAAGUGAAAAAUAUCAUAUUGAGAACAGAGAUUAUCUUACCAAUGAAGCUUGUAAUGAUUCCACGAUUCAUGAUCCAUUUGAAACUACAUUUGACAGACUCGCCAAAGGAGCAGUUAUACCUCCUUUACCAUUGGAUGUAAGUCAAAGUAAUUCAUGGAAUAGUAGCAGUGACAAUAAUAUAACCAAUCUCGCAAAAUCUCCAGAAUAUGUAACGUGCAAUCUGUUUACCUAUAAUGAUACAUUUGGUUCAACACAUAAGAGUGUUAAGCAUAUUUGUAAAUGCAAGAAGUCACAAAAAUAUAAAACAAAAGUUAUUAGAGAACAAGUGUAUAAGGAGACAAAAGUAAUAUCAAUAAAAAAUAAGAUACGAUCAAAGGCAAAAAUACAGGCACAAAAAGUACAAACAAAUAAUACACAAAGACAGAAAAUAAUACAAUAUAAACUGAAAAAGUCUAGCUGCAAGUUCAAUGAACGUACACAUUGCUCUGAUACUACAAAUGAUUUAAAAGAUGCUGACCACAAAGAUAUUUUAUAUAACUAUAACAAUAAACAGCUACCUCAAAGUGUUUUUAAAAUUAACGAAGAUACUACUAUAACUUCACAAACCACAUCGAGUCAGGCUGACGAUUCUACUGCAAUUUUCAAACAUACAUUGAAUCAUAAAAAGAUUAAACCAUGUUGUGUCAAGUUAAACACUCACGCUAUUCAAAAUUGGCAUAUAUUAAAUCAGGAGAAAACUCUGAGAAAUAAGAGAAAUAUAAAGCAUUCAUAUAAAAGAACUUCACAGGCUAACAAGGAUACUUUUAAAAUACAUGAUAUAACUUUGCCAUCGAUAUCAAUCGAUCAUAAUGUCUCUGAAACAUCGAAGCAUAUACGGAUUAAAUCAUGUUCUAUAGCAUUAAGUGAUGUUUAUAAGAAUUGGAAAGAAGAAGAUGGGAAAAAUAGAAAAGAUUCUACCGAUGUAAUAAAUGAGACGAAUGUUUCAUAUUUAGUUCCCAGACAGAAUUUGUCUAAAAUUGUUUCUUGUUCUAACAAUGAUAUCGAUAGUGAGAUAUCUAGUGGAGAAAGAAAUAAAACAUACCUGAUGAAAGAUAAUUUCGUAAAAGUGGAGAGAUUAAAAACAGAAGAGCUUAUUGAGAAAAAAAUGAAAGUAUUGAAUGAGAAAGAAAAAUAUAUGGCUUUCAGUACUCCUAUCGGCAAACGCAUAAAACAGUCUGCCUAUCCGAUAUUGUCACCUAUCAAGGGUAUUCGCGACACACUAAAUUCGAGAUAUGAAAAUUUGAUAACAAUUGAGAAGGAAAAUGUUCCCAUCGAGAUAUUCCCCGGGCGAAAGGAUUCUACUCGCUCGUUUACAUCGGAAUGUUAUAAAAUCGAUAUUAGAAAUAUGCAGAAACAACAGACACAAGUUUCGUCAUCGUUUCAAAAACUAACAGAACUUGUUAAGGCCGAAACAAUAUUGUCCAGUAAAGAUAUGCAUUCAGCUCUUAUUCAACAAUAUAAUACAAAAAACGAUAAGAUAACGGAAGUGCCGCUUUCUUUGAAUAUCUCCAGUAGUACUGAUCGGUCGCGAUCGUUAUUUGACGAUACAUCGCAUAACUAUAAUCGCUCGACACAGGAUAUCAUUGGAAACGAUAUACAAAAGCAAUGUGCUAUGGACGCAGUAGAAAACAUGUCGGUAGUCUACGCCGUAACCGGCGAUUGUUCUAACAUUCCAUCAAUAGCAAGUAAUUUUGAGCAUUCUAGAAAUUAUCCUAAAUUGCUCGAUGAUACGACUCAUCAACGAUAUAGCAACGAUAUAGAUAUGCAAGUACAAAGAUCUGUUUUUCUCAAACCGGGCAAAUGUUGGGCCAGAUCUUUGUCAAUUUUAAAUAACGUAAAUCCUGAGUCUAAUUUAGACAAACUGUGUACCGGUAAAGGAAAAAAGUGGAGACACAGCGUUAGGGAUAUAUUGGAUAUGCAGAAACAAGGAACUUUCCGGAACUGCUUGAAAAAAGAUCAAGAUGACACGAAAACAUUUUGUGAAAAACUCGAUACAUCAACUGUAUUAUCGUUAGGCGAUAACAGAUAUAAAACUUUCGAUUCAGCAAACCAUAAAUUUUCUAAAAGAAUCUCAAUACGAAUUGUACCUAUUAGCGAUGCAAACAUUAACGGCGAUGUCCAAGAUGCUCCAUUUCUCGAAGCUUUUGGAAUAACAACAGAGAAUUCACCUUUAAAAGAGAAUACGUUGGGUGGAAAAAAAUCGAUACACAAUGUCGAAUAUAAUGACAAAGACCGAACUUUUGAAAGUCAUUUAACAACUGCAAAAGACAUUGUUUUACAGAGAUGUUCGCAAAAACACUAUUUACCUUUCUCAGAAUGCUUCCCAGAUUCAUAUUUGGAACAUUGUCGCAAAAUUGGCGAAGGUGUUUACGGAGAAGUCUUCCUGUACGAACACGCUGGUGAGAAAUCGGUUAUAAAAAUUAUCCCUAUAGAAGGUGAAGAAUUGGUAAACGGGGAGUCGCAAAAAAAAUUUAAUGAAAUAUUAUCGGAAAUUGUGAUUGCAGAAGAAUUACACAAUCUAAGAUUACACUCUACAUAUAGGACCGAUGCAUUUGUGGAAGUUCGACGUAUCAGAUGUAUCAUAGGCAGAUAUCCGGAGAAACUUGUGAAACUUUGGAAUAUUUACGAUGACGACAAAACAUCUAAUAACGAUUGUCCGUCAAUGUUCGGGGAACAUCAGUUGUAUAUCGCUCUUGAACUCGGUCACGGUGGCGAAGAUCUCGAAGCUUUUGUUUUCCAAACCGCGCAAGAGGCUUAUGCUUUAUUUCUACAAACUGCAUUGGCAUUAGCAGUUGCAGAGAGGGCAUUCGAAUUCGAACAUAGAGACCUGCAUUGGGGCAAUAUAUUAAUAUCAAGAACUGAAGAGUCGCACAUGUAUUAUAAUCUUAAUGGGAGAGAAAUAAAAAUUCGUAGCAAUAAUGUGAAGGUAUCAGUCAUAGAUUACACUCUGUCGAGAAUGUUAUACCAUGGGUGUUGCAUAUACAAUGAUCUCGCAUUGGAUCCGGAUUUAUUUAUCGCUCAUGGCGAAUAUCAAUUUGAGAUUUAUCGUCUUAUGCGCGACAAAAUUCAGAAUAAUUGGCAGAAGUUUGAACCAUAUACAAAUAUUUUGUGGUUACAUUACACCUUGGAUAAAAUGAUAACAGCAGUAAGAUACAAAAAGAAAAAUCUGAGGGUGCACAAACAAGCUAUUAAUAAAUUAAAGAAACUUAAAAGUACAAUUUUAAAUUAUGAUAGUGCGUACAAUUUUAUAAGUGACUCUAAUAUCGAUAUAAAAAUACAUCAUUAAUUAACCAACACUGGUACACGUGCAUUAUAAUAUUUACAAACUUUAUCUCGCAUUUAAGUUUAUACAUUAUAUAUUAGUAAUAUUAGAUUUUUGUUUAAGAGACAUACAAUUUUAUUAAAAUAUGUAUUUAAAAGUUUGAUGAUACUUAUAGUUUCUCUUAUAAAAUUUAAUAAUAAAGAAAUAAAUGUGGCCAAGUUUCUAAUGGCCAUUUCCAAAAAUUAGCAAAUAUGAAGUAAAAGUAAAUACAUUAUCAUACGUGCUAUAAUUUUAAACUGAUAUUACCAUGAG
This is a messenger RNA of Dinoponera quadriceps, 3868 nucleotides long. RefSeq lists its product as uncharacterized. Gene Ontology annotation, molecular function: ATP binding; histone H3T3 kinase activity. NCBI's taxonomy places the organism in Eukaryota, Metazoa, Arthropoda, Insecta, Hymenoptera, Formicidae. Gene Ontology annotation, cellular component: nucleus; cytoplasm. Gene Ontology annotation, biological process: protein phosphorylation; mitotic cell cycle; intracellular signal transduction. Bases 161 to 3580 code for a protein of 1139 amino acids. The transcript is spliced from 11 exons. The record is from RefSeq and is a predicted model, not a curated record.